Messenger RNA from Cydia pomonella (codling moth), 3023 nucleotides. Its product is annotated as zinc finger CCCH domain-containing protein 10-like. Lineage: Eukaryota; Metazoa; Arthropoda; Insecta; Lepidoptera; Tortricidae. The transcript has a single exon. Bases 268 to 1740 code for a protein of 490 amino acids. Gene Ontology annotation, molecular function: metal ion binding. The record is from RefSeq and is a predicted model, not a curated record.
CGUAGUGAUUAUAUGCUCUUUGUAUCGUAUCAUUGGUCAUAAUCAUAAUGUCAUAGUAAAAAUGUAAUAAUAUUACAGUUUUUUCGUGAUUUAUGUAGAAUGUUUUUUGGAAAAUAUGUGGUGUGAUUUUCAUUACGACACAUGUGGUGGAAGCAGGAGAAAUAAAUACGAACUAGUCCUGUACGUUCCAAGGCAUCAAAUAGCUGUGCUGAAGGCAGACGAUAAAACAAUUUAAACAGUGAUCUUUUAAUUUUGGUAAGAGGCGUAAUGGUGCUUAAUGAUGGAACAAUGAUUUCCGACGACGAAAAAGUAGCUCUGGCGAAUAUCUGCCGCGAUUAUGUCCGAGGUUGCUGCGUGCGUGAAAAUUGUCGAUAUACUCACGAAAAGCCACCUAUGAAUCGUUUAAAAGAAUUGUUCCGGUUUUGUCACGACUAUCAGAAUAAAGGUUGUUUCAGAAAUAAUUGCAAGUUUCUGCAUUUCACUCUGGAAGAGGAAGCGCAUUUUUAUUCCACGGGCAACUUUCCUCAGACAGAUCCUAGGGAACGUGGAAUGAUCCCAGUAUGCCAGGCGUAUUUACAUGGCUCCUGCUCCAACCCUGAAUGCAAGUUGAUUCACCCUCUUCAUCUAGCCACUAAUGAACACCACCCUGAGAUAAACAUGCCACCACCACAUUUCAAUCGUCCACCACCUAUGCUAAGAGAUGAAGACUCACCCCCUGAAUGCAAAGUAAGGCGCUACACUUAUGAAGACGUGGCUAUAGAGAAUCAAAUACCUGCACCAAAUAUAUGCCAAAACUGUGACUCCUUAGACCAUAAAGUAAAACUAUUACAUGAUAACAUAAGUGUUUUGCUGAAGAAAGUAGCAGACUUGACAGAGAAAAAUGUUCAAUUGACUUCUAUGAAUGAGUUUUUACUGGAGCAGGCAGCUGCUAAUAGGGGUGAACAGUCAUGUAUUAUUACAUCCCGCCAUGGAUCUUCAGCUCCUGUGUCCUUAGCUACAGUUAGCAUGACACCUGUAGUGAGCCUCUCUGGUGCAUUGCCUGCUUUAGUUCCUGCUGCUGCAACUCCAAAUCUAGCUCUGGCACCAGCGGCAUCCAGAGCUCAGUUGCUAACUCCAGCCCCACAAUUGUUGACAGUAAGUACAACACAACAGUUGAUGGGUAAUUCGGGAGCACUCAUAGUGACUAGUGCGGGUGCUCAGCAGUUAAUGCAAGUGAGUGAUUCAGGGACUUUGAUGGGAGGUGGACAGACAGUAGUGGCAGUGACACCAGCACAGUUGACACUGGCACCCCCACCGCAACAGCUCAUGGGGAAUGCAUCUCAAACAACAGUUCAGCAGCUUGUACAGCAGACGGCACUGCCGCCACAGCUAGCGGCGCAGCAACAGCAAUUUACGGCACAGCAGUCCGUGCAGCACCUUGCUGCUGCCCAGCAGAACGCCCAACACCUAGCUGCGCAACAGUCAGCACAGCAUUUGGCAGCGGCGCAGCAGUCCGCACAACAACACUUGGCGGCUCAACAAUCGGCACAGCACCUAGCUGCACAGCAGUCACAGCAAUUAGCCCAGCAAUCUGCUCAGCAGCUAGCUGCUCAACAGGUCCCAUCAGCCCAGCAGCUUGUUCACCAAACUUCCACUCAACAGAUUACCAUCUCCAGCACUAGCCAGCCAAUGGCUCUUUCGAAUUCUCAAAACCAACCCUUAACAUUUCCAAUUAUAUCACAGAGCAUAUUGCCCCACUGAUUUUAUAACAUUCUGAAUUAAAUUACCUAUGUAGGCCAUGGGUCUCCAAACUACGGCCUACUACACCAAAGGAAGAGGGACAGACAAAUUUAGCUAUAUGGAACUUGGUUAAAAAGUUUGGAUUAUGGCACUUGCUGGUGAUUAAACUGUUACAAUAAUGUUUGAAUUUACUUUUAGUGAAUCAUGUGAACACCAGUGGAUUAUGAAUGACCAUUUUAUUGUUUUAAUUUUGCAGUAUUUUGUUGUAAAUCCUGUAAUUAUAUUUAAUUUUAUAUCCUACUAUAUCACACAUAGGGGAAAAUCUCAGUUUUGUAGCUUGAAUAUCUUGAAUCUUGAAUAAGGCACUUUACAGUACCUAAGAAUAUGAAGCUGUACAUGAAUAUAUAUAGGAAUAUGUUAAUCAUGCAAUGUAUUUUCUAUAAAUAAAUAUGAUAUUAAUGAUUACAUAGGUUUGCGAUCGAAACCUCUUUUUGCAUUGUAGUAAUAACACUGUUAUGACAUUCUUUUUAUGUCAUCACAUGCCAGUCUUUCCUAUAAGUAAAAUAAAAAUAUUAUUACUAGAAACCUUAACACUUAAAGAGUCUGUUUUCACUGGCAAUUCUAAAAAUCUUAUGAAAAUCUAGUGGUAUCUCCCACAAAUAGACAAUGAAUCCUCAGUUUGAAAUGCUGGCGUGCACACUACACAGCUCUUUCUAACACUUGUUAAAUGUUGCUAUAUUGUAUACGAUUGUGUAUAGGAUCAAUACAUAUUAGUUAUUUAUUUAUGAGUCCCUGGUUUUGUAGUUAAAUAUGGCAAAGGCUCACAAGUAAAAUCCAUCUUUAAUAGUUCUGCCAGGCUGUUCUCACUGGUAUAUGUAUUGCUGCAUUUUAUUAAGUGUAAUCAGCCCCUUAUAUUUAAGUUAGCAUUUUACUGUAUUAUUAAACCAAAACUUGUCCAUUCAUUGGAUGCUAAAUAGCCCCAAAUUAGUGUCUUGAAUAAAUUUUAAUAAAAUACGUUUUCUUUACUGUGAACUGUAAAAUAGGGUAAAACCACAAAUGAAUGAUAAGGCAGUGCCCAGUGGUGCCCAUAAAAUUAAAUAAGGUUGAACAUGCCAAUAACUGAAGGGGAGACUACAACAGAAUACAGAUAUUGUUCUGGAUUUACCCUGUUUUACCAUUUUCUAAUCUAAACGAAAUGUCAUGUACUUUUACGUGGCUUGGUGAUAUUGAGCUAUGUUAAGCAAUUGGUGUAAUUAUAGGUAAUAAUUUAAACUAUUAAAAUAAAACGAAUUGUUCCAUACAAA